Frankliniella occidentalis (western flower thrips) is the source of this 2943-nucleotide messenger RNA. Its product is annotated as piwi-like protein Siwi. The record is from RefSeq and is a predicted model, not a curated record. Gene Ontology annotation, biological process: regulatory ncRNA-mediated gene silencing. Lineage: Eukaryota; Metazoa; Arthropoda; Insecta; Thysanoptera; Thripidae. Gene Ontology annotation, cellular component: P granule. Gene Ontology annotation, molecular function: piRNA binding; protein binding.
GUUGCGCUUCCUCCUCAGUUGGCGUUUUGGUGCGGUCGGUGGAGGACGGUUUCGGCUUGAUCGUUGUUUGACUGUGCCCCGGAGGAGUAAAUAUUAUCGGGCCCUCCGGUGUGAGACUAAUAUUGUUGUCUGUGCCGUGUUCGUGUUUUAGGUUAGUGUGACAGUGAAAUUUCUGUUGGAUUAAGUUUUGCUUUUAUUCCGCCAACAUGACUGGAAAAGGCAGGGGCCGGGGCAACAAGAACCGUGAUGCUACUGCCGCUGCCCCGACGGGCCCAGGUGCUCCUGGAGCUUCAAGGGGGCCCUCCUCUUACGCUCAGAUGGGUGGUGGCCCGGCAGCUGCGCCCCAGCCAGCAACCGCUAGGGCUCCAGCCGCUACUGCUUGGGGGCCGCCUCCCGGCGCCUCGUCAAGGGCAACACAUAGGCCACAGGCUACGAGCCAGCCUGGCGAUUUACCUGCUCAGAUGCAGCAAAUGGGCUUGGGUGGCCGACCGGCUGCGCAGCCUGCACCGUCUGGGAAUGGGAAUGGAAAUGGUGGACAUGCACCUGUAGGUCGAGGUGCCAUGCGUGGUGGUCGUCAAAUUGAUAUUCCUGACAGAGCUCCCAAAACCCGUCCGGAUCAUCUCAAAACAAAGAAAGGUCAGGUUGUAGGAAAAGCUGUCAAAAUGAGGUUUAUGGCCAACUACUUCCAAAUCAACACUGUGCCUGACUGGGUGCUCCACCAAUAUCGUGUGGAUAUAUCUCCAGAAGAGGAUCAUACUAGUACGCGCCGGUACCUAUUAAGAACCCAUAAAGACAAGCUGGGUGGUUAUUUGUUUGACGGAACUGUUCUCUACACUGCUGAGCGCUUGGUCACCCCUCAGAAUCCCCAAAUGACCCUGACAGCCACAUCUGACCAAAGAGAGGGUGUUGUGUUUACUAUUACUAUUCGGCAUGUUGGCCAAGUUGAUUAUGGAGAUUAUGCCUAUAUUCAAGUCUACAACUUGCUUCUCCGGUCAUGUAUCAAUGCCUUGGACUUGCAGUUGGUUGGCCGUGAUUAUUAUGAUGCCAAGGCAAAGAUUGAAGUCCCUGAGUUUGGCCUUGAGCUCUGGCCUGGCUACAAGACAAGCAUCAGGCAGCACGAAGCAAGCAUUCUGAUGUGCUGUGAAAUUACUUUCAAAGUUAUGAGGACUGAGACUGUUUACGAUAUUUUGAGGAAUUGUAUGCAGCAGGGUAGUGAUUAUCAGCGAAACUUCUCCAGAGAGGUGGUGGGAUGCAUUGUGCUGACCAAGUACAAUAAUAAGACCUACAGAGUGGAUGAUGUCAAUUGGACAAUGACACCAGGGCACAAGUUUAAAUUCAGAGACGAGGAGAUCACUUUUGCUGAGUACAUGCGAAGAAAAUACAACAUUACCAUUAAGGAUUUGAAACAACCCCUCCUAGUUUCGAAAGCCAAGGCUAGAGAUGUACGUGCAGGAAUGACAGAAAUCAUAAAUUUGAUCCCUGAGGUGUGCCACUGCACAGGGCUAACAGAUGCCAUGAGGGAGAACUUCCGUCUGAUGUCAGCAUUGGCCAUUCACACUAGAGUUAAUCCUCAGCAGAGAAUUCAAAAGCUCAUGCAAUUCAAUCAGAGGCUGUUGGCAGAGAAGAGGGCUGUUGACAAGCUUGCAGAGUUCAAGAUGACCCUGGACAAGAACUUGGUGACAAUGGAUUGUCGAGUUGAGGAAACCGAGAACAUCAUCUGGGGAGGCAACAAGAUUUUGGGUGCUGGCCCCAGAGUUGACUGGACUAGUGGAUUCCGGAACAGUGCCCUCUUGAAUGUUAAGCACCUGGAAAGAUGGGUUGUUCUGGUUUCUGGCAGGGACAAAGCAAAUGCUCAGUCCUUCAUCCAAUGUCUUAUGAAGACAGCUGCCCCCAUGCGGUUUAACAUCCAAAACCCCCAGCUUGUCGAGCUCCGUUCGGGUAAUGCAGCUGAAUACCCUCAAGAGUUGAAUAAGGUCAUGGACACUUCUCAACCACAGUUGAUCAUGUGUGUAGUAGGCGGAAAGAGAGUAGAUGUGUACUCUGCAAUCAAGAAGAAGUGCUGCGUGGACAGAGCAGUGCCUACGCAAGUUAUGCAAGCCCGAAAUCUGAACUCCAAAGGUCAGCAGUCUAUUGCGACUAAGGUUGCAGUUCAGAUAUGCUGUAAAAUUGGGGGCUCCCCAUGGAGUGUCUCCAUUCCACUGCCGGACCUCAUGGUUGUCGGCUUUGAUGUUUGCCAUGACACUACUGACAAGAAUAAGAGUUAUGGUGCCAUGGUGGCAUCUUUAGACAAGCACAUGUCACGCUAUUUCAGUGCUGUCACAGCUCAUACAAGUGGUCAGGAGCUUUCAACCAACUUGGCUCUCACUAUGACCCAGGCUGUGAUCAAGUACAAAGAGGUGAAUGGUGGAAAGUUGCCAGCUCGUAUCAUUGUCUACCGAGAUGGUGUUGGAGAGGGCCAGAUUCCCUUCGUGUUCAGCACUGAACUUGAGUGCUUAAAGGCUGCCCUAAAUCAAGUGUAUGGUGGCCAAGAAGUGAAGAUGGCAUAUAUCAUUGUAACGAAGAGAAUCAAUACUAAAAUUUUCACUCAUCUAGGUGCUAAUCCCCCACCUGGUUCAAUCAUUGACGAUGUAAUCACUGAUCCUGAAAAGUACGACUUCUUCCUGGUAUCCCAAAGUGUUAAUCAAGGAACAGUCAACCCAACUUCCUAUAAUGUUAUAUAUGACUCGCUCAACCUACCUGCUGAGAGAUUGCAGAGGUUUUGAUUGACAAGUUCUUUGUCAAGCACUGCAUGUCUGGCAUUGCUGAGAACUUUCCUUAUUUUGAACAGUUGUUGUGUAAAUUUGUUUUUUGUUAUCUUGUGAACUGAAAUCCUAGGGAUAAUUAUUUUUUAAUUGACCAUGUACAUGGAAAUGAGGCGUGAUUAAAUUGCGCAUGUCCUUAAAA